GGAAAGUGUGAGAAUGAACAGGAGCCCGGCCGCUGCAGCUUGAAUGUCUGGACUUCACCAGAGAUGUUAGCUUAGCCCUGUCACCUCAGCACACCCUCGACGUCACCAUGCUCCUGGCCCUAGUCCUCGUCCUGGCCCUGUCCUGCAACGCCGCGCACACUUCCAACUCUUCCUCCACCACAUUCCAGUACCGCGUUUGGGAGGAGGAGCCCCUGGGAACGCAGGUCGGCAGUCUGUCCCGCGACCUCCACAAACGGGAUGGACCUGGGCACUGGGACGGCUUCCAAGUGGUGGAACACGGGAAAACGUUGCCUUUCGCUGUCAGCGCUCAGGAUGGGACCGUUUCCACCCAAGGACGCCUGGACAGAGAGCAGCUGUGUCGGAAUUCUGACGUUUGCGAACUCGCCUUCAGCGUUCUCUACCGGAAAGGCGGCGACGUGAACUGCCUGAGAGUUCACGUCGAAAUCAUGGACCUCAACGAUAACAGUCCGAGCUUCCCGAAUCCGCUUCAAGAACUGGAAAUUUCUGAAACUGCCGCCUUAAGGAUGAGGAUUCCGCUGGAGCACGCCGUCGAUCCGGACGCGGGGCCCAACGGACUUCAAACUUACUCGCUGUCGACGAACUCGCAUUUCGCUUUGGACGUUACGGUCACUCCUGGUGGAACCAAGCAAGCCGAACUGGUCAUUGUCAAGGAAUUAGACCGGGAAGUUAAAGACGUUUUUGAGUUAACCCUUGUCGCUUGGGAUAAAGGUAACCCCCCGAGAUCUGGAAGUACUUUGGUUCGCGUAAAAAUUCAAGAUUCCAACGACAACAGUCCUACUUUUGAAAACACCGCGCCGAUUUUGGAGCUUUCAGAAGAUACGGAAAUCGGCACAGUCAUCAUAAAUCUAAAAGCAUUCGAUCCGGACGAAGGCGAUAACGGUUUCGUGGAGUAUUCGAUCAGCAAGCACACGCGCCCCGAGACGAAAAGACUGUUCGCGAUCGAUCCGGAAACUGGCAACGUUACCUUAAAAGCGCUGCUGGAUUACGAAGACACGAACUCUCACGAAGUUAUCGUCCAAGCUCGCGACAAAGGCCCCAACUCCAUCCCUUCCCACUGCAAGCUCCACGUGAAAGUGCUGGACGUGAACGAUAACGCGCCGAGAAUCCACGCAACCUGGACUACGCCUGAAUCGCCCGGUCCGAACAUACCCGAAGGAGCGGAGAUCGGAACUUUUCUAGCGUUGGUUGUGGUUUCCGACGCCGACUCGGGCAAAGACGGCGACGUUCAAGCCUUGUUAAAAAAAGAAUCUGGACCUUUCAACUUUCAGAUGCAGCGCAAUAAUUACAAAAUAGUUACGAGCGACAUUUUGGAUCGCGAAGAAGUUAGCAAGUACACGAUCACGAUUAUCGCUCAAGAUCGAGGAAACCCGCCUCUGCAAUCGGUUUACCAAUUUCCUGUUUACGUUUUGGAUCAAAAUGACAACGCUCCCGUGUUUUCAAUGCCGAUUUACAAAGCUGAAAUCAGUGAAAACAACGAGCCGGAUUACGGGGUGUUACAAGUCGAAGCUCACGACAUGGACAUAGAGCUUAGCGGUAGAGUUUCGUACAGUAUCCGAAUGAGCAGUACUAGUAGAAGUAGUGAGAAUGAGUUUCCGUUUUCGAUACACAGAACCACGGGAGUCGUAACUGUUCACCAUUCGCUGGAUUAUGAGCUAGAAAAUUCGUAUUCUUUCGAAGUAGAAGCUUUUGAUCACGGAUACCCGCCUCUUUCAAGCACGGCUAAGGUAGAAAUUCAAGUUUUGGACGUAAACGAUAAUUAUCCGAUCAUUUUGGAGCCGAAAUCCAAAAGAGGCGUAGCGCCCGUCAGCGUCCCCAUCAAUGCCGAAAAGGGAGAAAUUGUCGCCGAACUCGGGAAUAACGAAAAAUUACCGAGUCAGAUUGAGGCCGGACGAUUUCUCGCGUUGACGGUCAAAGCUACAGACACGGACGAAGGACUCAACGGCGAGCUACGUUACGUCAUCAGCAAAGAGAACGAUCACGGGUUAUUCAGCGUGGAUGAAACGUCCGGGAGUUUAUACGUCAACACCACGAACGCGACAGAAUUAAUCGGAAAAACAUUCAAAGUAGAUUUAACUGUCCUGGACAAAGGAACGCCGAGUUUGUCCGCGAAGACGACACUCGAAAUCACGUUCAUCAACCUGAAAGACCAUUUGAAAAGCUCUUCGGACGGGAGCAGAAACCAUCUCAGCUUCACCAUGAUGAUCGCGAUUUGUUUGGGCGCCACGUGCUUGCUGCUGUUGCUCGCCGUCGCCAUGGUGACUACGUUUUGCCGACCGGUGAAACGGGAAAACCACGCGUACAACUGCAGACACGCGGAAUCGACGUACACCAGGCACCCCCGACGCCCGCAGAAGAACAUACGGAAAUCAGACAUCCAGCUCAUCCCGGUGAUACGAGGUAGAAAGGAAGAGGCUCCCAAUGACGACAGCGAACGCCAGCCGCUUUCGCCGCCGUCUACGAUGUCCGAAGAUCUCCAAAACGAACGCCAGUACACCUUGACGCCGUCUUGCCUCAACGCCAGCUUCCACUCACAAAGCUACCAAGACAUCAACAGCUCCCAGCCGAGUAUACAUCACGGAAAAACGCUGUGCAAACCCGGGAACAUUGAGCUGGACAGCCCUUUGGUCAUAACGCCGGCGUCUUCUUACCGCACGCUCCGGAAGUCCAGGAAUCAGUCGUCGUCCUCGUCCGCGUCGCACGCCAGCACGCUGAAACGGCAGAAAAGCGAGGAGUCCAACGAGUCGCAGGCCACACUGAGGAGGCAGAAGAUGGAGGGACAAAGCAGGGACGAAGAGCACCAGAGGAUGUGGAGGAACCUGGUCCGACUGUCGAUGGCGGCGUUUGGAGAUGCCAUAGAGCUGUCGGCGGCUUCUCCAGAUGUUCAACAGAUCUCGCAGCUCCUGUCUCUGCUCCGACAGGGCCAGCUCCAGCCCAGGACCAACUUCAGAGGAAACAAGUUCUCCCACCGCAGGUGCGGGGCUCAGGACUGUGGAGACUGGCAGAGCACGAAGGACAGCGGACACGGGGAGAGCGAGCCCGGGGACGGAGACAUGGGCUGGGACACCGGACCAGACUGUGCCCUGGACCCUCAGCUGGAGGAGGGGCUCACCAACCUCAUCAACAACACCGAUGACGUCUUCUCCGAGGUUCCAGAUCCUGCCUGGAUGGCCCGACUCUCCCUGCCUCUCUCCAGCGACUACCACGAAAACGUUUUUGUCCCCAACGGGCCGCCGUCCACAGACAGCGAGCUCCUCCCCCCGGACCGACUGGACUCCUCCUCGUCCUUCUCCACCUUCGGUAAAUCUCCGGACAGGGAGGAGCCGGUGAACGGGGCGCUGCUCUCAGAGGUCAGCUCCCUGUUUGAGAUGCUCCUGACGCAGAAGGGAGGCUCCAGGCUGGGCCCCCCCCCGGACGUGCUGUACCGCCUGUCCAACGCGUACCGCCAGAGCAGCCACAAGAGGGCAGCGCCGCACCCCUGAGCGCUACACUGGAACGGACCGUACACUGUAUAAAGACGAGGACCGAGGGAGUGUGACGU
Messenger RNA from Boleophthalmus pectinirostris (great blue-spotted mudskipper), 3580 nucleotides. It is a transcript of the gene pcdh12, whose product is annotated as protocadherin 12. Gene Ontology annotation, biological process: homophilic cell-cell adhesion. Lineage: Eukaryota; Metazoa; Chordata; Actinopteri; Gobiiformes; Gobiidae. Gene Ontology annotation, molecular function: calcium ion binding. The record is from RefSeq and is a predicted model, not a curated record. Gene Ontology annotation, cellular component: plasma membrane.